This is a messenger RNA of Leucoraja erinaceus (little skate), 14811 nucleotides long. Its product is annotated as solute carrier organic anion transporter family member 5A1. Gene Ontology annotation, biological process: transmembrane transport; sodium-independent organic anion transport. The record is from RefSeq and is a predicted model, not a curated record. Gene Ontology annotation, molecular function: protein binding. Gene Ontology annotation, cellular component: membrane. NCBI's taxonomy places the organism in Eukaryota, Metazoa, Chordata, Chondrichthyes, Rajiformes, Rajidae.
UCUCUUCACAAAGUAUGGAUUUGCAAAGAGUGGCUUUAGAAUGCUGCAAGGGUCCAUGUCACAGUUCACCCCAAGCAGCCCCAUUACUGAGGGUUCCGAUUUACGGCUGUUCCCAGGGACAGAUUCGGGGAAUAUUAUUAUAGGAGUUACUUAGCCAGUGCUUUCAUUUUCUAUAUAAUAGUUAUAUCGAGUUUCGACAAGGGGUGGGGGAAGGGGAGGUCACGUUCACCACUGCUUUAACUUAUCUUAAGGUUAAGGCAAUGUUUGAAAAAUGCUGAUUGUUACUUUGGGAACAACGGUCACAAUGCCUAAAUUACUUUUAGUCAGAUUUCAAACAUGUCCCAAAAUAUCCUACCCAUGAGCUGAUCGAUUUGAAUGUAAAAGAUGGAUUUUAACCCAUUGCAUUGCUAAUAAUUUUGCUAUUGUCGAUAAUAUGACCGAUUCCUUAAUGUUUAUUACAUGCCCGGCUUCUGGUGUCGAUUUUUCCUGAAAUGCUUGUCGUCACCACAGGUUACCAAGCUGUAGAGUUGCGUUUAAUUAGAAAAAAAAGCACUAUUUUAAAUUGUAAAGGCGAGUCGGGGACGCGGAGUGUGGGGAUUGACGGUCGAGUGACCCUUUGUGGACUUGUGGCUAUGUCUCUGGCACACUUGCCCUUUCAAGCGUCCGGUGGAGCACGAAUCCAUUCAUAUAAAAUAGCAGAUGAACAAAGCGCAGAGAGGCGCCGGCAUCAGUUUCGGCGCUGACGAGAACGGGCAGCAUUUGAUCGCCUGGGAAAUGCUGCGCAAACCCUAUUGUCCACAUUGCUCCCUCCCCCCCCAUCACAUCUACCCUCCCACUCGCUGUGUGUGUGCUUUACAGGAAGGGGGGGUUAGUGUUCAUCUUCUCUGGCACCGGUGGGAAGCGCUUCUGCUUUAGUGCACAGGCGAUGGAACCGGCGACAGCUCGGCAGCCCGACAGCUCCAGCCGCCCGCUGUCGCUCGCUUAAGCGGAGAGCCGCCGGUGUCUACCCACCCUCCCACCCGCCAUGAGCGGCCAGUCGGCCCGUCUGCUUGCACCUCGCCGCUUGUCGCUCAGUGCCCCGGUGCUGGGCACACACCGGCUCCAGCCCCCAACCCAGCGCUCGCUGCUCGCCACCGCCACCGCCACCGCCGCCGCCGGACAGCGCUGACACAGUUGUUUGUGGGGAAGAGCAGACCCAGACCGUGGAUCGCGGCUGUGGGAGGCAGGAGGAAAGGUCGAGAGGAUGUCUUCGGGCAGCUCGCAGCCGGCAGGUGCCGCUCAGCCCCGCGGCCCGGAGUCCCGAAGUUUGCCCGAGUUGAACGAUGCGUGUGACUGGAUCCCGGGAGCCGAGGCAGCGGAGCCGGCAGCAGAUGCCAGGGGCGCCCGUCUGGCCGCCUUCACCGGCGGCUGGACAUCACCGGGGGCGGUGGGGCCGGAGGAAAGCCGGUGUCGGUGGCCGGUGCUCGGCGAUUCUCGCUGCUUCCUGGCGUGCAUGUGUUGCCUGACCUUCAUCCAGUCGCUCAUGGUGUCCGGCUACCUCAGCAGCGUCAUCACCACCAUAGAGAAACGCUACAACCUGAAGAGCUCCGAGUCCGGGCUCCUCGUCAGCUGCUUCGACAUCGGCAGCCUGCUGGUGGUGGUCUUCAUCAGCUACUUCGGGGGUCGGGGCCGCAGACCCCGAUGGCUGGCGGUGGGCGGCUUUCUCAUCGCGAUCGGAGCCGCUCUCUUCACUCUCCCUCACUUCAUAUCUCCUCCUUACGAGGUCCAGGAGCUGAACACGACCUCGUCCGGACAAGGGUUGUGCAGCGCCAGCAACAGCACCAGAGACUCUGAGUCCGGCUGUGCGGGGAGAGACUCCUCUGGCCAGCAGCACUCGCUCUAUGUGGCUCUAUUCGUCUGCGCUCAGCUGCUCAUCGGGGUGGGCUCGACCCCCAUCUACACGCUGGGCCCCACAUAUCUGGACGACAACGUGAAAGCCGAGAACGCAUCCCUCUACUUGGCUAUAAUGUAUGUAAUGGGAGCAUUGGGCCCUGCAGCAGGAUACCUCCUUGGCGGUGUAUUGAUUGGCUUCUAUGUAGAUCCCCGGGGCAUAGUUCAGAUUGAUCAGAGUGAUCCACGCUUCAUUGGAAAUUGGUGGAGUGGAUUUUUGCUUUGUGCGAUCACCAUGCUCCUUGUUAUAGUGCCAAUGUUUACUUUCCCUCAAAAAUUACCACCUCGGCAAAGGAUGAAGAAGAAAAUGGUCUUAAAUGAUCUAAAGAGCGACGAUGAGAUGAUAAAAGGGAAAGCAGAGAGCAGAGACUACAGAAAAAGUACCGUGACUUCAUCGAUGGGCUUUGGAAAGGACAUUAAAGACAUUCCCAAAGCAGCUGUCAGGAUCUUGAGCAACAUGACAUUCCUGUUUGUGAGCUUGUCAUACACUGCAGAAAGUGCCAUCGUCACCGCUUUUAUUACCUUCAUUCCCAAGUUUAUUGAAUCUCAGUUUGGCAUCCCAGCAUCUAAUGCAAGCAUUUACACUGGUGUGGUCAUUGUCCCCAGUGCUGGUGUUGGCAUUAUCCUAGGGGGCUACAUUAUUAAAAAACUCAAGCUUGGUGCCCGAGAAUCAGCUAAACUUGCUAUGAUAUGCAGUGGAGUUUCUUUGUUGUGCUUCUCCACACUCUUCAUUGUUGGCUGUGAAAGCAUUAACCUUGGGGGCAUCAAUAUACCAUACACCACAGGCCCUUCACUUACAAUGGCGCAUAGAAACCUAACCGGUGACUGCAAUGUUAACUGUGGGUGCAGAAUCCAUGACUACGAACCUGUCUGUGGAUCAGAUGGGAUUACUUACUUCAGUCCUUGUUUGGCUGGCUGCUCGAUCCUCGUCAAUGAAAGCACAAGGAUGAGGAACUACACUGACUGUACCUGUGUUCAAAGUCGGCAGGUGAUAACCCCGCCUACAACAGGGCAGAAAAACCAGCUCCGGCUGGUUAUUGUGAAAACAUACCUGAAUGAGAAUGGGUAUGCAGUGUCUGGCAAGUGUGAGCGGACAUGCAACACACUCAUCCCUUUUCUAAUAUUUCUCUUCGUCGUCACACUAAUUACAGCUUGUGCACAGCCAUCGGUUAUCAUCGUAACACUCAGGUCUGUAGAAGAUCAGGAGAGACCUUUUGCGCUGGGUAUGCAAUUUGUUCUCUUACGAACUCUUGCUUACAUUCCAACUCCAAUUUACUUCGGAGCUGUGAUUGACACAACUUGCAUGCUUUGGCAACAGGACUGUGGCAUCGUCGGCUCCUGCUGGGAAUAUGAUGUGACUUCCUUCAGAUUUGUUUACUUUGGACUGGCAGCGGGCCUCAAGUUUGCCGGUUUUAUCUUUAUCUUCUUUGCCUGGCACUCAAUCAAGCAUAAAGAAAACCAUUUGCAAAGUUGGAGACAGAGAGCCUCACCCAUAAGCACUGUCAGUGAACUGGUCAGCAACCCAGGGUCCCACCACAACUAUGCACAGACUCGAUCGUGCCCUGCCUUUCAAAUACGAGCUGAACACAGUGAAUAUCUACGACAGUCUGGAACAGUCCAAUAUGUAGCAUAGAACAUUCCCUGGAAGAUCCAAGGAAACAGUUACAAUGGACAAUAUGAUGGUUCAUUAUUGGUGAAUUCAUAAAUGUGUUGUCGUAGAGAUUUAGUUGUCAAAAAAAGUACAUAGUUCUGAAGUUUAGUUCUUUGGCAAAAGUACCCUUUGGAAAGUUUCUCCAGGUAAACAACUAAACCUGUGCCUUUUUAAUUUAACAAGUGACACCCACUGAGUAUAAGAAACAGAUUAUCAUAUGAACUCUGGCACACUGGAGGGCUGGAUACCUCAAUGUGAUUAAAAUUCUAAGAAAACCUGCUUCAUUUUUAAUCUUGUAGAGUGACCAUUCGAGCCAAUUUAAAAGAUGUUUUUUUGAAUGAAAUCGAAACAAGGUAACAAACUUCCAUAUCAAUUUUAUAAAAUAAAUUGUGUUUUAACCUGUCCGAGGUGAUACAUUAAAAAGCUCUCCCUGUUCCAAGAUCCAAACGGAGCAUUUAUAACAUAGACAAUAGGUGCAGGAGUAGGCCAUUCGGCCCUUCGAGCCAGCACAGCCAUUCAAUGUGAUCAUGGCUGAUCAUCCACAAUCAGUACCCCAUUCCUGCCUCCCCAUAUCCCUUCACUCCUCUAUCUUUAAGAGAUCUAUCUAACUCUCUCUUGAUAGUGUUGAGGUAAAACUGAGGUCUCUCUACUUAACAUGAUCUGCCAGCCUGCUACCUUCAUGAUGACUUCCAUAGGGAGCAAUCAGGCAGCAGGUUUAAAAUCUAACCCACUAUUUCCAAUUUCGCCUAAUACAUUGUGUGCAAAUGGGCACCUUUGAACAUACAUAUUUAAAAUCUCAUGAAACAUAUUGCAAGACAGUAAAUUCUAGCACUUUGUAGCAGUGAGUUAAAAAUAUUGCAAAGGUUGGAAAACUGAAUCAGAUUUUGACCAACAGUUUUCAGACUUAUGCUGUUUUCUGUUUCUGUUUGCUGUAACAUCAACAUGCUUGUACCAUUACCACUGACAGGAUGAGCAGGAGACUUAUGCCCCUCUCCCACUCUUUUUUAGGCGACUAGGCUGUCACCACAUGGUCGCUGGGGUAUCGUCUGCAUGGUCUCCACAGUCGCCUAAAGAGUCGUUCGUACCUUUUUUCUGGUCACUGCUGGAUUUUGAAAUGUUCAAAGCUUUUCGGCAACAGUUGUCAUCCAUGGGUUGACGCCAAUGAUCGUAGCCUGACAUAGGUGCUGUCACCAGGAUGAUGUAGGUUGUUGCCAGGAUGAUGUAGGUUGUCGCUGGUGCUGAAUUUGAUGAAUUCCAUUGGCGACUACCUACGUCAACCGGCGACAGAUACUGGCGACUGAACUGUCUUACCUUGUCGUAGUUUGUCACGGGUGGACGUAGGUUGUCGUAGGUGUAGUUGUAGGUGGACGUCCUAAUGGUCGCUGAUUGUCAGUAGCUUGAAGUAGCUUGAUGUCGACUAGGAGGUACGUUGUUGUAAACAUUGUCGUAGACAUUGUCGUAGGGGGGUCCAGUCGCCGGUUUUUCGGCGACCAUCUACGACUAUGACAGUCGCCGAAAAAAUCGCCUAAGUGGGACAGGCCCAUUAGAUUCUAGAGGUUCGAGUGUUUACCAGUAGGUGGCAGUAAUAACCUAAUUCAGAAAAGCUUCAUCUAUGCUCAAAAUACACUCAAGCUUUUCAUCUUGUACAUUAACAUCAAUGCAGCAGCAACUAGUAUUGCUGUCACUCCCUGCUGGGAAUGGUUGUAAAAAGAAUUACAAACAAAGAUAGUUGUAAACAACAAAUUUAUCCAUAUCUGUGAAGAUGAAAGAUAAAUAAAUUUUCAGCUGCAGGUUUCCAAAUUCUGAAAUGCUAGUCUCUUUCAGAUCCUGACAGACCUUGUAUCUUGAACAUCUCUCUAUGUUUCAGAUCAGUAAAUACUGUGAUCUGUAGGAUGUCAGCUGGUUAUUUAGCAUGGGACAAAGUAAAGGAUAGUACCAGUUAAAGUAAUUGGAAAUGACUGUUUAAUGUUAAGCUGUUGCUGGUCUGAUGCACGCGUAUCUCCACCGUACUAAUGUGUGUAAUCCAACGUAUUGAUACUGAGUGCCAAAUGUUAUUGCUGCACAGCUAUGGAGGCUGAAGGGUCCAGUGACACCCAGCAAACUCACUUGUUUCUGCAGCACGUUGAUCUGUUACUUUGUAACUAAGCUAGUGCAAUAACCUCUUUCUUUUGGCUUUUCUCCAUUGAUUAGAUUGAGCAUAUUGAGCAUGAUUCAGUUUCAACUCCAUCAGUUGCAGACAUAACAUUUGAUGGAUUACGGAGUUGGGUGCACAGAAAAUGCAGGAUGCAGAACUCAGGAUGCCUCUUAACUUAUGAUGAGCGUCCAAUGCUCAGAGAAGCAUGAUAAUUAUUGCCACUGGGAAAAGGAAGGCUGCCAGUAAGUCCAAGGAGGCCUGACUGAAGCUAAUCACAGGAUUGGGCAGCAGCAGCAUGGUUUCCUGCCACUGGAUUUGAUACCGAGAAGAACAUAGAACAGUACAAGACAGGAAAAGGCCAUUCAGCCCACAAUCUCCGUGCCGAACAUAAUGCCAAAACAGACUAAUCUCACUUCCCUACACAUGAUCCAUAUCCCACCAUUCCCAGCUUAUCCACGUGCCUAUCUGGAACCUCUCAAAUGUCACUAUUGUAUCUGCCUCCACCACCACCCCUGGCAGCACGUUCCAAGCACUCACCACACUCAGUGUAAAAAAAAACUUGCUCUACAUGUUUCUUUUAAACUUUCCCCUUCUCACCUUAAAGCUAUGCUCUCUAGUCUUUGAUAUUCCACUCUGGGAAAAGAGGUUUUGACCAUUUAUCCUAUCUAUGCCUUUGAGUUCACAUCAGAUCAGGAAAGGUGAGCACAGUGGUUCAUGAACCUUCAACCCUAUGUGGUUUUACGGUAGUUCUUACUAUGCCCAUAAAUUUACUCCCAUCCCUCCUCUCCCCAUUGCACAAAAUUACCUUGAAUAUGCGCCCAUUACUUCCUCACGUCUCAAUUGUGCAGCUACUGUUGACAGUGAGCCCCACCUUUGUGCAAAGUCUAGCUUUUCCCACGCCGGCACCCCCAUCAUUCAUGCAGCCAAUACCGUCCGCGAAUCUCACGGAUCAAAUCUCUUCAUUCCCUCUUUGCAAAAGACAAAGUGGAACAGCAGGAAGAGGGAGAGAACCAGAGAUGGCCUCAGCAUCACUCGCCUUUUCCAUCUGCAGUGAUGCAGAUGUCAGAAUGAUUGUCAAUUAGAGAUGUGCAGAUGGGGCCUCUCGGUUGCCUGAUGCUAGGCGGCAGUUUUAUUCAGCCAUGUAACAUACUACCUGAAUUAGCGGUAAAUAAUAAAUGUUCAUUGCUGAGACAGGAGCAGUAGAAUAACCAGAUGCUUAGAAGGGAGGUUCCGUGUGCAUCAGACUUUAUGUAUGGGUGACAAAGCUUGUGGAAGGUUCAGGGAGGCUGGGGUGGGAAUGGUGUGCCCUGGAUAUCUGAGAAAGCUAGAUGACUUUAGAGAUCCUUCUACAGUCUGAAGAAGGGUCUUGACCCAAAACGUCACCCAUUCCUUCUCUUCAGAGAUGCUGCUGAGUUACUCCAGCAUUUUGUGGCUACCCCCACAUGUAUAUGCCAGGGAUCACAAGAUCACAGGAGACCAAAAAUGGACAACACAAUAACAUCAGAUGUUGAUCCCUGAUGAGUCCAUUCUGCAUCUAUGAAAGAGCUGUGUUUAAUUCUAAAGUAACAACAGGUGCUGGAAAUAUUCAGCAGAUCCAGCAGCAUCUGGAGGGAGAGAGAUAGUUCCGAUGGAGCUUUAGAGCUAUAAAACAUGGAAAUAAGUCCAAGGGCCCAAUGUAUGCAUAAUAUAAUGAUGUUUCUGAGCUGUUCCAUCAGUAAUACAUUUAGCAGAAUAUUUUCACACCAAUCAUGAGGUAUUUACUCAGCUCAACUAAAUGACACUAUGAUUUCAUAAAAUGUCUGCCAAUAUUUUUGUCACCUCAAAUUAUUUUUUUAAGCUUAAAGCACCACAGAAAUAAUCCUUUCAGCUCACAAAGCCUGUGCCAGGCAUCAACCUCCCAUUUACACAAACUUUACAACUGGAAAUUCCCAUAAAGCUCCAAACAAAGUCAUUUUCAGGGAGCGAUUUACGCCUGUUGUCAACAAACAUGAUAUCACCCCCCAUUUGUUUGUAGCCUCCUGCAGAUGACACGGUUGUGCUGAAAAAUAGACAAUAUGGGGUAGACACUUCUCUCACUCCAGUGUCCUAACAAUAGCAUAGCAAAAUAGUUCAUAGCAAAAGGAUUUGAGUAUAGGAGCAGGGAGGUUCUACUGCAGUUGUACAGGGUCUUGGAGUAUUGCGUACAGUUUUGGUCUCCUAAUCUGAGGAAAGACAUUCUUGCCAAAGAGGGAGUACAGAGAAGGUUCACCAGACUGAUUCCUGGGAUGUCAGGACUUUCAUAUGAAGAAAGACUGGAUAGACUUGGUUUGUACUCGCUAGAAUUUAGAAGAUUGAGGGGGGGAUCUUAUAGAAACUUACAAAAUUCUUAAGGAGUUGGACAGGCUAGAUGCAGGAAGAUUGUUCCCGAUGUUGGGGAAGUCCAGAACAAGGGGUCACAGUUUAAGGAUAGGGAGGAAAUCUUUUAGGACCGAGAUGAGGAAAACAUUUUUCACACAGAGAGUGGUGAAUCUCUGGAAUUCUCUGCCACAGAAGGUAGUUGAGGCCAGUUCAUUGGCUAUAUUUAAGAGGGAGUUAAAUGUGGCCCUUGUGGCUAAAGGGAUCAGGGGGUAUGGAGAGAAGGCAGGUACAGGAUACUGAGUUGGAUGAUCAGCCAUGAUCAUAUUGAAUGGCGGUGCAGACUUGAAGAGCCGAAUGGCCUACUCCUGCACCUAUUUUCUAUGUUUCUAACCAGCAAAGCAAUUAAUCUCAUCAACAACCCCACCAGAUUCUACCACUCACCACACUGGAGGCAAUUCACAGUGGCCAAUUAAUCUACCAAUUUGCACGUCUUCAGGAUGUGGGUGGAAACAGGAGCGCCCGGGGUCACAGGAAGAAUGCGUAAACCCCAGGUCAAGUUUGAACCCAUGUCACUUGCGUCGGAAGGCAGUGUCUCCACAAGCUGUACCACACCACAGUGUGACAUAAUGUGAUAAUGUAUUUUAAUACAAUUCAUCUUGUGACAAGUUGAAAAACAAAGUCUGUCACAACUUUUAUCAUGAAAUCUGUUUCCUCAAAUAUAAAAAUGUGAAAUCAUAAUUUCAGUUUCUAAUAUACAUUUUUAAUAUUACAUGACAGGAUGUAUUUAAUAACAGCAACCUGAACUUGGAGCCUGGUGGAUUAUUCACUGUCCUCCGUCCAAACACUGGCCUUAAUUCCUAGGGCUAGUAUUAAACAUUGGUUAUGUUAGUAGAUACACUUCAACACAGAUGUCAAGGUGCUGACUUUAAAUCGUUUAGCUUCUUUAAGUAAUGAAAGUCACAGGGGUAUAGUAAGCUUUCAUCAGCUAGUUUUGCAAAAUCAAUUGCUAAAUUUAGAUCAGGAUGAGUAGUUUUUAUUCACUUAUACUGAAAACACAACAUACUCAAGAUACCUUUAAAAAGGCUUUCAAUUCUAUUAAAAGCAAUUACUGAAAUUAAGUGACUUGUUUUUCAUGUAUGAGAAUGAAAAUGUAAUGCCGAAAUGCAGGGACAGCUAUGUUUGACCUCCUUUCCAGCUACUUCAUUGAAGUAUUGGUGAACAUAUUUAAGUACUUUGUUGUGUUUUGUGACUUAUUAAUAAUGACUUGAUUUUUAACUUGAACACAGAGCAAAUAGAAUAGUAUUUGAUAAGAACACAUAUUGCACUUAAUAGCUGAAAAAACAAUUGGAUUGAAAUGUGAUAUAUUUGCAAUGCUUUAUUUUAUAAUUGCAAACCUUUUGUUAUUAUGUACAAUAUAACUGAGACAAACUCAAUAUUUCUUGCUUAUUUAUCACUGUUCCAGGUAUAUGCACAUCUUAAACCUGGUUUGCAUCUUGAUAGGUUGUCUGGACAGGUCAUGCCUUUUGCACAGAUUUUACUUGAUCAUAAAUCUCACUCAAAUUCAUUGAAGUACUUUGCAUUAGGGUAUUUAACUAAUAUGUUCACGUUGGCAUAGAUUCUAAAAGCCGGAGAUACUUUUCAUAUUCAUGCAGUUUAGAUCUUACCGGUAGGUACUGUAGAGGAUAGUCAGAUCUAAUUUUCUUUUGUGGGGGAGGGGCUAAGGCAAACAGGUCUACUCUGAUUGCAAAGACGUCUUGACAUUGCCAUUUGUACUCAGUUGUUUGGAUUAGUCAUGCAAUACUGUAGCAACUGUGUGUUGUGCUGCUUCAGAAUCUGCUUCUAUUGAAAUUAACAACUCAGCCAAAUUUCAGAUCUAGAGUAAAAUAUAAUGCAUUGAGACAAAAGAUUGAGGACAGAUUUCUACCACAUUGCUAUAUUAUUGCAGCUUUGUAGUCUGAACUCAUGUGGCUAUGAAUCUUCGAUUUAUACAUUUCCUUUCUCAUUGCUCUUGUCUACAAAUUUGGAUUUGAGUGUGUGUGUUUCUGUCCGCAUAACCUGAUGCUCAGGCUAUAUGUAAUAAUGGACAUAUAUAUUACAUUUUACUCACGUCAGAUUUAAACUAUUUGAUCCUACGCUUUAUAUUCAUUGUGUAUAAAUACUGUAUUUCAAAAUCAAAUAAUCAAAAUACGAUGACAUAACUACACUUAAUUGCAAAUCCUAAUGCUGUUGUAUUUAUACUGUGUGUGUGGAGGCAAAUGACUGACCUAAAAUUCACAGAAAUCCAUUGAGUUACUGGCGUUUAUUUAUCCAUAUUUAAAGAGUGAUGGGUUGCAUUUUGAUAAAACACUGAAUUUGGUGGAAAUCUACAUUUGAUAUCAGGAUCUAAACUAAAAGGUUGAGCAGUUGGGGCUGCGGUAAAAGGGCAGCUGAAGACAACUGAUUCCUUCAGCUGACUAUUACUACAAGUUAUCCUGUUCUUCACAUGGCCAUUUGACAUUCAGUUGGGCCACAUUUAUGGCUGUGAUUUAGAGGAACAUGGUCUGACAAGAAAACGAGUUGUAAUCAUUUACAGAAAGAAACUUGGCCAAUGGCCAUGGGCUUCAUUAUAUAUGUAGGACUAACUCUGCCAGCAAUUCUACAGUAGUUAUUUUUCUGGUUACAUAUUUGUUCUUGCCAGAUUGUCUCUGAUGACAUUAUGCUUAUCCUUCCACACAGAAUGUGUGGAAUCCCUGCUGAGAUUUGAUCCUCUCAGGUAACUCCUUGGUUGAAUGGGUGUUGACAGGGAAUGAUGGCAAGUUGCUCAACCAGCCGGGCCUCCGAAGCUGAGGCCAUACCCCAUCCUGACACACUUAACAUUUCCGCCAGGAUCUCCGGACAGCAACCUGAACUUGGAACCUGGUGUCUUCAGUCCAAACACUGUAGUAUCUUUACAGCUGGCUAAGACCAGCUACUCAAGCACACUCUUCAAGCCUCAGCGACUACAUGGUUGAAAGUAAGUUUCAUUGAGUACAGGUAAAUUAAAUUCCUACGUUAUUUUGGGGGUAGGUAUUUUUAACUAAUCUGAUACCUCUAGCAGCAGAGGCCAUCUCCUCCAUCCAUAGAUGAGAACUUUCAAUGAAACCAGGAGUCGACCUGUACUUUUCUAAACUGUAUUUAUAAGCUAUUGCAUCAAUUGUGUUGGAUGUAUAAGGGGUUGCGUGUGAUAAGAAGUCAUUUGAGGUCCUUUUAUUUUUGGAACAUACUCAAUAUUUGAGUUUUCUAAAUAAUUGGUCAUUUGUAUUUAUUUCAGAUGUAGUAAUAAUGACAGUAUUGUAAAGCCGUGAAAUGCUUUCUUUUUAUCAGGAAUGCCAGUAAUCAUUAUGAUUGUUAACAACCUGUUUACAAUAAAUGCUUGAUACACUGUCAAUAAUAAAAGUCCAUGCAGAUGACAUAAUAUUGUCCAUGUUUGAUUUGAUCGAAUGGAAAUAAGCAGUUGGGGACACGAUGUGAUGUAUUUGAUGUAUGAUUAACAUACUAUUAACCAUAUAACCAUUUAACUAUUACAGUACAGAAACAGGCCAUCUCGGCCCUUCUAGUCCGUGCCGAACACUUAUUCUCACCUAGUCCCAUCUACCUGCACUCAGACCAUAACCCUCCAUUCCUUUCCCGUCCAUAUACCUAUUGGAUCUGAAUAUACCUGGAAACAUUGAUGCAAUAUUUAUAAGACAAGCUUCUUCUAGUUUUUGACUUCUAGCAGUUCAUGGAAAAGGUACAACCCUCAAAAAUCUUGUGGCAUGAUUUUAUAGACAAGCAGCAGAGUUUACUGGUCCAUAUUUAACCUUUAGCUAACAUGGAACUGAUUAGCCUAGCUUGGAAAUCUUGAGAGAAGUAGCUUCCCAUACAUUUACAUGACCUUGAAUUUAAUACCAUCCAUUUCGAUCCGUGGUGUUUAGCGAGCGAUGGCAACAAAUAGCCCGAUUAAGCAAUCUAAUUGAAAAAUUCUCACGGCAAAGCAGGAAGUAAAAUGAAUGGAUUGCAAUUCACUUUUAAAUCCGUUUUCAGUAAGUCAAAUAAAUAUUGGCGCAUAAGCAUGGGGUUAAGGUAGAGACUUAAAUAUUAACAAACUUGUAAAACAAUCAUUUUCAAAAUUAUUGAUUUUUAACUGAUUCUGGGGGAUCGCAUUCCGACAUUGCAGUUAAGGUGUAUUGUAUGUGGUAAAAAUAUUGCAUGUGGUAAAAAAAAGUGUUGGGAUUAAAUUAGCAAAUACUGCAAAAAUGUACAAGCUCAGUUAAAAUCUGUAGAAGACAGACAGGCUAAGGCAUUUUGGCAAAAUGGUAAGAUUUACCACCAAGGAAAUAGUGAUCCAUUAUCAACGUUACACCACCGUCCUUUCUUGCUAUAUUGCAAACAAGCCUUCUGAGCAGAUCUUGGUGAUUGACUUUUGAAGAGGAAUCUUUUUGUUUAUUGAAACUGGGAAGUUUGCGAUUUGCCAUCCAGAUUCUCAAUGUGCCUGGUACACUAAAACAUUGUUGUGGCUGUAUACUAACCAGUGGCUUUCAACAACAUGUGUGUCAGGCAUGCUUCAUUGUAAAUUAUAGACAGCCUGACCAAGCAAGGAACACCCCAUGGAGUCUGGUGUUGUGAACUGCUCUAGGUACCUCUGUCCUCAAUUUUACUGCAUUUUAGGCCACCAGACCCCACCCUUCCAACACUCCCCUAUGCGAGGUCAUCCCCCACAACAAUCAUCCCAUAUUUCACUGACUUAACACUUGACCUCUCGCUCUUCAGCCAGUGGAUAAUGGAUGAUCAUCCCUCCCCCCUGUGGGCCCAUCUCCUGAGGCUCUGCCAUGCAAAUGACAUAUCACCUAGAAAUGUGACCAACCUGCUUUGCUCAAUCCAAAUUUUCCAGCCUUGGGGAAAAUUUGCCGUGGAAUGUCACAGACACGCCAUUUAAUGCACCAUUCCUGAUAAUGAAACAUUUCUAGGCCUUAUUAUGUUUUUUAAAUUUUACUACCAUCUUUGUCAAAUGUUCUCCUCGCCUAAUAAAGUUAAUGGGUUAACAUUUAAAACUGGUAGAACUUAAACCACUGCAUGCAAAUGAAUCAUUGGCUCUCAAAUGAUUGGGUUCAUAUUUUAAUCCACACAUACAAAUAGUUUUUAAUGCAUUUUCUAAUUCUUAUUGAAGAGGAAGGAUUGUAAAUUCCAUUUAUAUGUAUUUGAUAGGGCUAUCAUCUAACGCGUGCCUCUAUUUAAGAAUUGUUACAAAUAAAACAACAAGGAAAUUAUAGGCAGGUACGCCUUACAUCUGCCGAAGGAAAUUUACUGGAGAGGAUUCUGAGGGAUAAGAUAUAUCUACAUUAGGUAGGCAUCAUAUGUGAUAGUCAGCAUGGUUUUGUGCGUGGAUGAUAUUAUUUCAGAAUUUAACUGAAUUUUUUGAAGAUGUGACCAAGAAGGUCGAUGAAGGCAGGGCCAUGAGCAUAGUCCAUAUGGACUUCAAGGCCUUUGAUAAGGUUUUGCUUGGCUUUUCUGAAAGGUUAGAUCGCAUGGGAUCCAGGGAGAGCUGGCUAAUUGGAAAUAGAAUUGACUUCAUGGCAGGAGACCGAGGGUGCUGGUGGAAGGUUGUAUUUCAGACUGGAGGCCCUUAACCAUUGGUGUGGCUCAGAGAUUGAUGGGUCCAUUGUUGUUUGUUGUCAUAUCAAUGAUUUGGAUGAGAAUGUACAAGGCAUUAUUAGUAAGUUUGCACUAAAAUAAGUGGUAUCAGCAAGUGAGGAUGGUUAUCACGAAUCACAGCAGAAUCUUGAUCAGCCGGGCAAGUGGGCCAAGGAAUGUCCUGAGCUGUUACAUUUUGGAAAGUCAAGCCAAGGAGGAGCUUCACAGUGAAUAGUAGGGCCCUGGGGAGUGUGGUGGAACAGAGUACAAGUACAUAGUUGUCAGAAAGUGGUGCCACAAGUAGAUGGUAGAAGGGAGUGAGACAAAAUAAAGGAAAUUAUAAACUGCUUAGUUUGCAUUCAGUGAUUGGUAACAUUUUAGAGUCCAUUAUUAUGGAUGGGGGUUUGGGGUACUUGGAAGCAUAUUAUAAAAUAGGCUGGAGUCAGCAUGGUUUUGGUAAGGGGAGAUCAUGCCUUACAAAAUCUGUUGGAAUUCUUCAAGGAACUAACAAACAGGAUAGACGAAGGAGAGUCAUCUAUGUUGUUUAUUUGGAAUUUCAGAGGGCUGAUUAAAUGCCACACAUGAGGUUGCUAAACAAGAUAGGAGCCCUUGGUAUUAGAGGCAAGGUGUUAGAAUGGAUAGAAGAUUGGCUGACUGGCAGAAGGCAAAGAUUGGGAAUAAAGGGGGGCAUUUCUAGUUGGCUGCUGAUGACUAGUGUUUUGCAGGGAGUCGGCCCAAAUGUUUUCAGGAUAUCUUCUUGCACAUAGUAACCAAGUCUUUAGUUAUGACAGGGCACCUAUAAUCAAACAUACACUGUUGUUAACUUCAUGGUGUUUUAAUUUAAUUUUGAGGUUGGUGAAGGUACUCUGUAUCAAUAAUAACAAUUACAUUCUCACUGCAAGUUUAAGCAUUGUGGUUUAAUCACUGCAUGUUUAUCCAGAAACAAGCAACAGGUAAUUACCAGUAAAUAGUAUGGCCAGUGUAAAUUACAGACAAAAAUAAAACACUGCUACAAAUUUUACCUUUUAAAGAACAUAGCAUGAAUUUCACUAGUCUGAUGUCUCCAACCUAUGCACAUUGAUUACAUUGGCUUGGUAAUGUGUGGUGUUACCACCAUUAAAAAAAAAAGAAA